Messenger RNA from Acanthoscelides obtectus, 492 nucleotides. NCBI's taxonomy places the organism in Eukaryota, Metazoa, Arthropoda, Insecta, Coleoptera, Chrysomelidae. The record is from the annotation of a GenBank genome assembly.
CUUUUCAGAUCAUAAACACUACAGGGCUAGAUUGGAGCGUCAAGCGGCAUCGCACUUUGAUAAAGUCUAUCAUGAUAAGCAGUUGCGACUUGUCUGGUAUGUGCAAGCCAUUUAUAGUGGCUAAGAAUCUGUGCGAUGGUGUGUAUAGGGAAUUUUAUAAUCAAGGUGACCUGGAGAAAAAAAUGGGCUUAACCCCGCUGUCUUUGAUGGACCGUGAUAAGUCAGCAAAUGUUCCCGAGGAUCAGGUGCAGUUUUUGACGGUGAUCGUUUUGCCAUGCGUAGAGCUGUUGAAGACCAUCCUGCCCAAUACUUGGGAAUUACACAAUGAGGCCCUGACGCUGAGAGAAACUUGGCAGGAGAUCAUUCAGCUGAAAGGAGUGAAGAGUUGGAGACAAGAUGAUUCUGUAGCUAGCCAGAACGAAUGCGAAUAAUUUUGUACUCAUGAUACCUGUAUCUCGUUUAACGGUACAUUCUAAUAAAGUAGUGAUUCAA